This is a messenger RNA of Danaus chrysippus (African queen), 297 nucleotides long. NCBI's taxonomy places the organism in Eukaryota, Metazoa, Arthropoda, Insecta, Lepidoptera, Nymphalidae. The record is from the annotation of a GenBank genome assembly.
AUGGCCGACACCGACACCGACAUGGUUGACGUGGAGGAUGUGAGCGAUAUAGACGAUGUGGAUUGUGCUUACCGACCGGCCGGCGGGGCGGGGUGGAGGCCGGCCGCGCCCGGGGAGCCCGGCCCCAGCGGGCUGGCAGGACCUGCGCACCCGGCGGCCGGCCCUGGAGGACCCGGCGGGCCCGCAGAGGACGGACAGGGAGCCCUGCGGACCGUGCGGGCCUUCAUAGUACUGGAGCAGCGACGACGAGCUAGAAGCGACUUCUCCAUCGACGCCAUACUAGCGGCCGACUACUGA